Molecule: messenger RNA, 1592 nt
Organism: Panicum hallii
Lineage: Eukaryota; Viridiplantae; Streptophyta; Magnoliopsida; Poales; Poaceae
Product: ERI1 exoribonuclease 2-like
Exons: 2
Coding region: 90-992 (300 amino acids)
Biological process (GO): exonucleolytic trimming to generate mature 3'-end of 5.8S rRNA from tricistronic rRNA transcript (SSU-rRNA, 5.8S rRNA, LSU-rRNA)
Molecular function (GO): nucleic acid binding; zinc ion binding; 3'-5'-RNA exonuclease activity
Source: RefSeq, a predicted model, not a curated record
CUCGGAUCCCAUCUCAAUUCUCAUCUCACGCUAAACAAAUCGUCACGCAACCAGCUCGAUCUUUUCCUCUCGCAAUCUGGGCUCAAGCGAUGCGCUGCCUCUCUUCCUCCGCCGCACCGUUCCAGCCAGCAGAUCCGGCGUCGCGAGGCGGCAUGGCGUCGCAGCAGCUGAGCUCCCGCACGCGGGAGUUCGACCACUUCGUCGUGGUCGACUUCGAGGCGACCUGUGAAAGGAACUCCAAGAUCUACCCGCAGGAAAUCAUCGAAUUUCCUGCGGUCCUCGUCGACGCCGCCACCGGCGGCCUCGUCGCCUCCUUCCGCACCUACGUGAAGCCGCACCACCACCCGCGCUUGACCGCGUUCUGCUCUGAGCUGACGGGAAUCCAGCAGGAGCAGGUGGACGGCGGCGUAGAUCUCGCGACGGCGCUGGCGAGGCACGACGAGUGGCUGGCGGCGGCGGGCGCAGACAAGAACCGCCUCGCCGUCGUUACCUGGGGCGAUUGGGAUUGCCGUAUGCUGGAGUCAGAAUGCAGCUUCAAGGGACUUGCAAAGCCUGCUUAUUUCAACCGGUGGAUCAACCUUCGGAUCCCCUUCAAGGCCGCUUUCGGCGCUGAGCGGCGCAACCUUCAGGAGGCGGUCAGGGAGGCGGGGCUGCAGUGGAGCGGCCGCCUCCACUGCGGGCUCGACGAUGCGCGCAAUACCGCCUGCCUCCUCUCCGAGCUGAUGCGGCGGGAAGAGUCCAUUAAGAAAGAGCCGUCGCCGCCGGAGCCGGAGCCGGAGCUACAAGUUCAGCAGCAACUCUCGCCAGCGAAUCAGAACUUCCGCUGGUGCGUCGGUGGCGCUGCUGCUACCGACUGCUGCUGCUACUGCGGCGUGGCCGUCAUAGGCGACGUGGUGAAGACGCCGGGGCCGAUGCAAGGACGGUGCUUCUUCAGCUGCGGGAACUGGACGCCGUUGGGGCCGAUGUGCUCUUUCUUUCUCUGGGCGGCUUGAUUGCCAGCCGUCCAGACUCCACCGCAUCGUCGUCAAUAAGACACCGAGGGGUAUAAAGCUCUAGAUAACUGUGUUGAGGAAAUAAAGAAAAUGAAUGCAGCUACUGCCUAGGCACGGGCAGAAUUCACUGUCUCAUACUGGUGUCUCUGUGGCUUGUUCCAUCCAGGAUCUGGGAUACAGGUUAUGAUAAGGGAAUGUCAAUUUCUAAUUGGGCUUAUGAAGAUUUUUCGUUGGUGAACCAAGGUCACUGUUUGAUUCGACCACAUCCCUAGUGUCAUAUCUACCCGGCAAAAUCUUUAAUUAAGCUAUGGGGAGGAAGUCUUGCUUUCUGAUAGUAAACAUGAAGCGUAUGGCAACACAGUGAGCUACAGUGUAACAGGAAAUUAUCAUCGAUUUUGCACCUUUCAAAUUCUUCUCUGUUGUUAUGGAGUUGUGUUGUACUGUUGUAAGUUGUAUGUUUGUUCUUGUAAAAGUUCCGGAAUUUUGUGGAAUGUUUCAGAGAUUUUGGAGUAGCAGUUCUGUGUAUCCAGAGAACGAAUGCAGAAUCCACGCAUUUUUGUGGAUGAAAAAUUAAUAGGAGUUUGUAGGCAUUUGUGAAAA